Paramecium tetraurelia is the source of this 1974-nucleotide messenger RNA. RefSeq lists its product as uncharacterized. Lineage: Eukaryota; Ciliophora; Oligohymenophorea; Peniculida; Parameciidae. The record is from RefSeq and is a predicted model, not a curated record. The transcript is spliced from 3 exons.
AUGGAGCGAUAUACAUGGCUUGAAUUUUGUGUAAAACCUUCCCUCAUCAAGGAAUACAUGAAAGCUCUAGAUCUACCGAAUCAAAGAGCGCUCUUCCAAACCUAUCUAGAUCAUUUGCAAUCUGUGUGUUUAGAGGAUUCAAAAUUUUAAGGAAAGAAAUUCAAAAGACUCUUAUAAGUAGUAUACCAAAUUAAUGAAAUGUAUACACCUAUUCUAAGCGAUUUCUCUAAAAAGAAUCUACAAUUCGAACUUGUCUAACACUAUUUCAAAGGAGUCCAAUAAUCUGAAUACUAUAAAUUGUUAUUUUCAGCAUACACUCUUGAAUACUUAACAGAGUACAUUUUACAUAAAGAAAUAACCCCAGAAAGAUUGAAUUCUAUGAUUAAUCUCUAAGAGUUAGAAUAGACUUUGUCUAAUUCCAUUGAACCUAUUGCGAUUCUCAAUGCUUAGAGAUUAAUUGAAUUCUACAUGCUCCAAGAAGAGCAUAACAUUGAACAUCUAUUUUAUAUUCACGAUAAACUUCAAAAGACUUUAACUGAAUUCCCAGUUGGCUAUUCUAGUGAAAAAAUUGAAGACUAUAGAUAUAUUAUUUUAUAAAGUAAAGAUGAAUUGUCACCUGUCACUGAUUCUGAUGAAUCACAAGAAUAAUAGAUUGUCUAAAGACAAAAUAAGACAGUAACGAGAUCCUUUAUUGAGAAGGAAAUUUUGGAUGGACCCAGUAGUACCAGAAUAAUCGUUAUUUAUCUCCAAAAUGGUAUCUCUACAAAUAAUAGAGAACUGCUAUUGUAAUUGCAAAGAAUAGUCAAUGGAGCUGAUCCCUUAGUUGAUAAAUUGAUCAGUAUUUUCCUGAAAAAUUCUCAAAUUUCAGAUAUAGAUCUAUUGAUUAGAUAAUUGGAAGUCUCUGCAAUCUCUGAAAUCAAUAUCAUAAGCAUUAUCGCUUAAUUGAUUUGCAAAUUUGCAAAUGGAAAUAAGGAUGCUACUAAAGUUCUUAUAAAUCUGAUUAAUAAAUUUUAUAAGACCUUACAAGAUUAAACAAGAACUGUAAUAGAUUAAGUAAAAAGCAUAUAAGAAUUUGUCGAUAUCAUAUAAAAAUCACCUAUUUCAAUGCCUUUUAAGAUAGAUUAAUAUAAUCAAAACGUAUAAUUAGCUUUGUCUUUAAUAUUAAGUCACUCUGAUAUCAAAUUGUUUCUUGAUUAAAUAUAGGAGUUAUUUACAAAUUGUUUGGACAAUCUAACUUUCUUCAUUGAAAACUGUUUAUCCAAAUUCAUUUUAGAGUAAAUCUAGGCUUUAAUUCUAAAAUCUAUAACAGAAUAUAACCCACUUGAUUUUAAUAAUUAUUAUUCCUUAAUGCCUAUAUUAAAUUAAGAUUUUCCACCUUUUGAAAUCAAACUCCCUCAUGAUGUUAAAGUGAAAUUAUUGAUAAAAUCCUUUAAAAGAGAGAAAAUUGUCACUAUUCAAUAGUUUGAUUAAAGUUUAUUAGAAGAUAAAUUGUAAUUUAAAUACUCCAAAUUAUACAAAAAACAAUCGCUAUUUCAUUAUAAAAAUUAAUAGUAUAAUAAAUCUAUCAGACAAAUUGUAAAAUACUUUGAAGCAUAUCUAUAUAUACCCUAAUUUGAAGUACAUUAAUACAUAGCUGAAAUUCGAGUUUUGGAGUGUCUUUUUUAAAAUUUUAAAUCUAUCGGAGCAUCUACCCAUUCUUUGAUUGCCAGUCAAUUUAUUUGUUAUACUUUGGAGAAUUAAAUAUUUGAAAAUUUGGAUAUAUCUGAAGAAUUGGCUUAAUUCUUCUUUGAUGGAAGAAUGAUCGAAAAGAUUUGUGCUGCCAAUCGCCAUAAUUAGCAAUUGCUCAAAUUAAUGGUAUAAAGAUUAUAAGAUCCGGAUUGUUAUGUUUUUAAGACGAAUAAUUUAUUAUUAUAAACCCAAGAGAAAUACUUAUCCAUGUUUAUAAAUUAUUUAAGUGAAAAAAUGGUGAUAUGA